AGUUUCAAGCGCAUUCCCUCAGCCGCAGAGAGAGAAAUGGAGGGGAUAAAGAAGGAGGAUGGCGGCAAGGAGGAGAAGACGGACGGGGAGGUGGUGCACCUCCGGAGGGAGAUCGGGCUUCUGCCUGCCGUGUCCUUCAUCAUCGGGACGGUGGUGGGGAGUGGUAUCUUCAUCGCGCCCAAGGGAGUCCUGAUGAACAGCGGCAGCGUGGGACUGUCGCUGCUUGUGUGGGCACUGUGUGGCGUCCUCUCUCUGUUUGGGGCCCUAUGUUACGCUGAGUUGGGCACCACCUUCACAAAAUCGGGGGGUCACUACACAUACCUGCUGGAGACGCUGGGCCCACUUCCUGCCUUCCUACGCCUCUGGGUUGAGUUUUUAUUCAUCAGACCAGCUGUGGCCUCCUACGUGUCCCUGGCUUUCGGCCGUUACGUGGUGGAGCCCUUCUUCGCGCCAUGCGCCGCACCCGCGCCGCUGAUCAAACUGGUCAGCAUCCUCGGCGUGACGUUUGUCGUGGCGGUGAACUGCUGGAGUGUGAGCAUGGCAUCUCGCACCCAGGUCACCUUGACUUGCAUUAAGAUGUUCGCUCUGGUCCUCAUCGUCAUCCCCGGUGUCAUCGCAUUGGCAAAAGGAAAGACGGAAAAUUUUCAGAAUGGUUUUGAGAUGGAUUCGUUGACACUGGAUAAGUUGCCACUGGCCUUCUAUAAUGGCCUAUAUGCCUACGGUGGAUGGUUUUAUCUGAACUUUGUCACGGAGGAGGUCAUAAACCCCAACAGAACCAUCCCGCUGGCAAUCAUCUGCUCCAUGGUGACAGUGACGGUCUUUUAUGUGCUCGUUAACGUGGCCUACUACACCAUGAUGACCCCCGCCGAGCUGCUGCUGUCUGAAGCCGUGGCCGUGACGUUCGCCAACCGAGCUCUGCAGGGGGUGGCUUCUGUGAUCCCCAUUCUUGUGGCCUUGUCGUGCCUCGGAGCGCUCAACGGGGGCUUCUUCGGGGCGCCCAGGAUGCUGUUCGUGGGAGCCAGGGAGGGACACUGGCCGCUGAUCUUCUCCAUGAUCCACAUACGCAGACGUACGCCUUUACCUGCUGUGAUGUUACUGUACCCGUUGGUGGUGCUGAUGCUGAUCACCGGAGAAAUCUACCAGCUCAUCAACUUCGCCUCCUUCUCCCGUUGGUUCUUCAUCGCCUUGGCAACCCUGGGGAUGCUCAUCCACCGCUGUCGUUUCCCUCUCAAACCGAGACCUUUCAAGGUGCCCCUGGCCAUCGCGGUCACCUUCACGGUGGUUUGCUUCUUCAUCGUGGGCCUGUCUCUCUACUCGGACCCCUGGAACACGGGGCGGAGCUGCGCUCUCACCCUGACGGGGGUCCCGGUUUAUUAUUUGACCGUCUACCGCUUUCGACUGCCCCACAGAUGGCGACGCAUCUUCAAUUAUUGCAGCAAACAGCUGCAGAUCCUUCUAGAAGUGGCUCAACAGGAGGUCCAGACAUACUGAAGACGCCCUGCUUCCUCCACGGAUAGCACCCUGUAGUCAAGUUGCACCUGUAUUUUAAACAGAUGUGUUUGAACUUCAUCAUGUUUCUAAGUCACUGUUUAGAUAAAAUACUUAACACUCAGUAGAAUUUGGCUGGUUUUUGAGGUACCAGAACAUUAAAACUUUUGCAAAAAAAAUAAAGUUAUUUUCUUGAAUCACA
This is a messenger RNA of Mugil cephalus (flathead mullet), 1690 nucleotides long. Its product is annotated as cystine/glutamate transporter. Gene Ontology annotation, cellular component: membrane. Gene Ontology annotation, molecular function: L-amino acid transmembrane transporter activity. Lineage: Eukaryota; Metazoa; Chordata; Actinopteri; Mugiliformes; Mugilidae. The record is from RefSeq and is a predicted model, not a curated record. Gene Ontology annotation, biological process: amino acid transmembrane transport. The transcript has 11 exons. The coding region runs from base 37 to 1491 and encodes 484 amino acids.